AUUUGGGGUGUUGUUUUUCAUCGAAAAAAUGUCGAAUAAAAGCAAAACUAAAAGCUCUGAUGUUGUGGCGUACAGUGAGGUUGCAAUGAGGAACAAUUCCGCGGUGGUUGAAUAUUGUCGAACUUCAAUGGCUGCACUAUCAGGAUGUACAGCUGGCAUGUUGGGUUUUACAGGACUGUACGGUGCUGCAUUUUACAUUUUUGCGGUAACAGGCCUGUGGGGAAUGCUACUAUUGAAAGCUGGAUCAAAUUGGCAAGAGUACUUCGUUUCACGGAAAGCUCUAUUAACGAACGGAUUUUUUGGACAAUUGUUCACUUACGUCUUGUGUUGGACGUUUAUAUACGGGAUGGUGCACGUCUAUUAAAUUCCAAUAUCAUUUUGUUAUGUAAUUUAUAAUAGGUUAUUAUUUACCCUUUUGAAUGUUAGCAAGAGUUGUAUUUACUAAAUAUAAAUUGUAUCUCAGUAUUAGGCCAGAGGCCUACAUUAAAACCGUGAGCUGAUGUGGUAAUGUAA
Molecule: messenger RNA, 513 nt
Organism: Photinus pyralis (common eastern firefly)
Lineage: Eukaryota; Metazoa; Arthropoda; Insecta; Coleoptera; Lampyridae
Gene: EMC6
Product: ER membrane protein complex subunit 6
Exons: 2
Coding region: 29-364 (111 amino acids)
Biological process (GO): autophagosome assembly; protein folding in endoplasmic reticulum
Cellular component (GO): membrane; endoplasmic reticulum; EMC complex
Source: RefSeq, a predicted model, not a curated record